Messenger RNA from Molossus molossus (Pallas's mastiff bat), 2349 nucleotides. RefSeq names its product HtrA serine peptidase 3 (gene HTRA3). Gene Ontology annotation, cellular component: extracellular region. Gene Ontology annotation, biological process: proteolysis. The transcript is spliced from 9 exons. The record is from RefSeq and is a predicted model, not a curated record. Gene Ontology annotation, molecular function: serine-type endopeptidase activity; protein binding. The coding region runs from base 94 to 1581 and encodes 495 amino acids. Lineage: Eukaryota; Metazoa; Chordata; Mammalia; Chiroptera; Molossidae.
CCGGAGGGAGCGGCGCCUCUCCUGUCCCUGCGCCCCGGUCAUGCCCCUGCGGUCCCGGCACCCGCCCGCCUGAGCCGCCUGAGUCGCCGGCGCAUGUGGCCGCGCGCCCGGCCUCGGCUCCUCCGCAGGCGCCCGGCGCCCGGCCCCGGCGCGGCCUCGGUGUCCCCGCUGGCGCCCCGCCGGUCCCCCGCGCUGCCGCCCGGCGCCGGCCCCUUCGCCAUGCAGGCGCGGGCGCUGCUCCUGGCCGCGCUGGCCGCGCUGGCGCUGGCCCGGGAUCCCCCGGCGACGCCCUGCCCUGCGCGCUGCGAGGUGUCGCGCUGCCCCAGCCCCCGCUGCCCCGGCGGCUACGUGCCGGAUCCCUGCAACUGCUGCUUGGUGUGCGCCGCCAGCGAGGGCGAGCCGUGCGGCCGCCCCCUCGACUCGCCGUGCGGGGAGAGCCUGGAGUGCGCCCGCGGCGCCUGCCGCUGCCGCUGGGCGCACGCUGUGUGCGGCACCGACGGGCACACCUAUGCCAACGUGUGCGCCUUGCAGGCGGCCAGCCGCAGGGCACUGCAGCUCUCGGGGUCGCCUGUGCGCCAGCUGCAGAAGGGUGCCUGCCCGUUGGGUCUCCACCAGCUGACCAGCCCGCGGUACAAGUUCAACUUCAUCGCCGAUGUGGUGGAGAAGAUCGCGCCCGCCGUGGUCCACAUCGAGCUCUUCCUGAGACACCCGCUGUUCGGCCGCAACGUGCCCCUCUCCAGCGGCUCGGGCUUCGUCAUGUCGGAGGCCGGCCUGAUUGUCACCAACGCCCACGUGGUGUCCAGCUCCAACGCCGUCUCGGGCCGGCAGCAGCUCAAGGUGCAGCUGCAGAAUGGCGACACCUACGAGGCCACCAUCAAAGACAUUGACAAGAAGUCGGACAUCGCCACCAUCAAGAUCCACCCCAAAAAAAAGCUCCCGGCUCUGCUGCUGGGCCACUCGGCAGACCUGCGGCCCGGCGAGUUUGUGGUGGCCAUCGGCAGCCCCUUUGCCCUGCAGAACACGGUGACCACGGGCAUCGUCAGCACGGCCCAGCGGGACGGCAAGGAGCUGGGCCUGCGGGACUCGGACAUGGACUACAUCCAGACGGACGCCAUCAUCAACUAUGGGAACUCCGGGGGCCCGCUGGUGAACCUGGACGGGGAGGUCAUCGGCAUCAACACGCUCAAGGUCGCAGCGGGCAUCUCCUUCGCCAUCCCCUCGGACCGCAUCGCACGCUUCCUCACAGAGUUCCAGGACAAGAACGUCAAAGACUGGAAGAAGCGCUUCAUUGGCAUUCGGAUGAGGACCAUCACACCCAGUCUGAUGGAAGAGCUGAGGGCCAACAACCCGGACCUCCCGGAGGUCAGCAGCGGGAUUUACGUGCAGGAGGUUGUUCCGAAUUCCCCCUCUCAGAGGGGGGGUAUUCAGGAUGGCGACAUCAUCGUCAAGGUCAACGGGCGUCCCCUGGCCGACUCCAGUGAGCUGCAGGAGGCCGUGCUGACCGAGUCGCCCCUGCUGCUGGAGGUGCGGCGGGGCAAUGACGACCUCCUGUUUAACAUCGCGCCCGAGGUGGUCCUGUGAGGCCGGGGCCCCUCCCCCAGCGCCCAGCGCCAGAGCCUGCAGCCCGGCCGAAGACAGGUGCCAGCCCAGGCCCCUCGGGCCCUCUGCCUCCGCGGGGUCAGGACGAAGGACCGCGGUCGGUCCUCAGCAGAGCCAGCGGCCUCCUCCCGGCCGUCCAGGGACAGGGCCCCAGGCUUGGCCAGGGUUCCAGAUCUCAGCCUCAGGGAGUAGGAGCUCCUGCAUCAUGGUGCCUGGGGGGCCGCCGGUGUCCCCUCGUACAAGUGCUCCGGAGGGCCGCCUGCCGAGUCCCCAAGCAACGUAUGACUCUGACCCACGGGAAGACUCCUCCGUGGUCCCCAAAGUCCACCCUCUCUCCCCGUCUGCGUUUGCACCUCAUACCUCUGUCUAAGCUGCCCACCUGCUCCUGCCCCCACCCCACUCACCUCAGGGCUGUCUGCCCGCCAGACGGGCGUCCCGUCAGGACCAGGGUGGUGGGCUGGCCUGGAGCAGCCCCUGAAGGGACAUCCCCUGGCUGCCCCGCAGAGCCGUGUGGCUGGCGGUGAGGCCCCCUCCCCUGGCGGGAGAGGCUGUGGGCGGCCGCUUGUCCUCCUGGAGGGCCCCACAGGGCGGGAGGGGGCUGCGAGGACUGAGCGCUGAGCUGUUCUGUGUGGAGAGACACCCCGAGGGCCCUGAGCGGCCAGCGGCCCCCUCGGCGGGAGCACCUUCCAGGUGCGUCUGUGAGCUUCGCUGUGCGGCCGACCCCACACCGCUUGCAUUGUGUUUUCUACU